This is a messenger RNA of Trichobilharzia szidati, 8169 nucleotides long. The record is from the annotation of a GenBank genome assembly. Lineage: Eukaryota; Metazoa; Platyhelminthes; Trematoda; Strigeidida; Schistosomatidae.
CAAAGGAUUACUGCUUGUACAAUUACUCUCAUCGUUACACCCACAGUCAUUGCUUUUAUUUAAGUUCAUUCUAUUUAAAUGAAUCUUCAGGGAAGCACAAAUUACAUUUAAUUACAACCGCGUUGGAUUAACAAAUAACAAAAAGACACAAUACAUUUAAUUGUAUCUUCAAUGAUUCAUGGAUUAUAUAGAAUGAAUGAACUUAAAUCAAUGAAACUGAUGAUACUGGCUAUCACUGGAAUAAUAAUCUGUUGCCUAUUGACAAAAGUACAAACAUAUCCUAUUGAACAAGGAAUUAACAAUCUUCCUAUUGAAUCACUAACAGACAGAAGCGAUAAUCAACUGAGUCAAUCAAAAUACACAGAUGUGCACCUCGUUGAUAAUCAUGAAAUUGAUGGAGACGCAGUAAAAGAAGACGGAAUUAAUUCAGCACUAUACGAAGAACAGGAGAAAAACGCGCAAGUAAAUGUUAGACACCAAACAAAAUUGAAAAAAGUUAGAGAAGCACAACAAGAAAAUCCACAAACGAGAGAGUUAGACGAGCAACAUUCUGAAAAUAUAGACAGGAAUGCAGAAAAGCAGCCACUUAUAGAAACCAAUGAGAAUCAAAUAACGAUAACCAAGAUAAAUGACGAGAACAAGAAUACACUGGAUAAUGGAUAUGAACUACUAACACAGGAACAAUCCACGCCACCAUACUCAGAAUCGACUGACGUGUCUAUGAGUUUGGAUGUGAGUGGAGGAGAGACACCUGUGUCAGAGGAAGUAUCUGUGCCUGCUCCAUCGGAAUCGGCUGACGUGUCUGUGAGUUUGGAUGUGAGUGGAGGAGAGACACCUGUGUCAGAGGAAGUAUCUGUGCCUGCUCCAUCGGAAUCGGCUGACGUGUCUGUGAGUUUGGAUGUGAGUGGAGGAGAGACACCUGUGUCAGAGGAAGUAUCUGUGCCUGCUCCAUCGGAAUCGGCUGACGUGUCUGUGAGUUUGGAUGUGAGUGGAGGAGAGACACCUGUGUCAGAGGAAGUAUCUGUGCCUGCUCCAUCGGAAUCGGCUGACGUGUCUGUGAGUUUGGAUGUGAGUGGAGGAGAGACACCUGUGUCAGAGGAAGUAUCUGUGCCUGCUCCAUCGGAAUCGGCUGACGUGUCUGUGAGUUUGGAUGUGAGUGGAGGAGAGACACCUGUGUCAGAGGAAGUAUCUGUGCCUGCUCCAUCGGAAUCGGCUGACGUGUCUGUGAGUUUGGAUGUGAGUGGAGGAGAGACACCUGUGUCAGAGGAAGUAUCUGUGCCUGCUCCAUCGGAAUCGGCUGACGUGUCUGUGAGUUUGGAUGUGAGUGGAGGAGAGACACCUGUGUCAGAGGAAGUAUCUGUGCCUGCUCCAUCGGAAUCGGCUGACGUGUCUGUGAGUUUGGAUGUGAGUGGAGGAGAGACACCUGUGUCAGAGGAAGUAUCUGUGCCUGCUCCAUCGGAAUCGGCUGACGUGUCUGUGAGUUUGGAUGUGAGUGGAGGAGAGACACCUGUGUCAGAGGAAGUAUCUGUGCCUGCUCCAUCGGAAUCGGCUGACGUGUCUGUGAGUUUGGAUGUGAGUGGAGGAGAGACACCUGUGUCAGAGGAAGUAUCUGUGCCUGCUCCAUCGGAAUCGGCUGACGUGUCUGUGAGUUUGGAUGUGAGUGGAGGAGAGACACCUGUGUCAGAGGAAGUAUCUGUGCCUGCUCCAUCGGAAUCGGCUGACGUGUCUGUGAGUUUGGAUGUGAGUGGAGGAGAGACACCUGUGUCAGAGGAAGUAUCUGUGCCUGCUCCAUCGGAAUCGGCUGACGUGUCUGUGAGUUUGGAUGUGAGUGGAGGAGAGACACCUGUGUCAGAGGAAGUAUCUGUGCCUGCUCCAUCGGAAUCGGCUGACGUGUCUGUGAGUUUGGAUGUGAGUGGAGGAGAGACACCUGUGUCAGAGGAAGUAUCUGUGCCUGCUCCAUCGGAAUCGGCUGACGUGUCUGUGAGUUUGGAUGUGAGUGGAGGAGAGACACCUGUGUCAGAGGAAGUAUCUGUGCCUGCUCCAUCGGAAUCGGCUGACGUGCCUGUGAGUUUGGAUGUGAGUGGAGGAGAGACACCUGUGUCAGAGGAAGUAUCUGUGCCUGCUCCAUCGGAAUCGGCUGACGUGUCUGUGAGUUUGGAUGUGAGUGGAGGAGAGACACCUGUGUCAGAGGAAGUAUCUGUGCCUGCUCCAUCGGAAUCGGCUGACGUGUCUGUGAGUUUGGAUGUGAGUGGAGGAGAGACACCUGUGUCAGAGGAAGUAUCUGUGCCUGCUCCAUCGGAAUCGGCUGACGUGUCUGUGAGUUUGGAUGUGAGUGGAGGAGAGACACCUGUGUCAGAGGAAGUAUCUGUGCCUGCUCCAUCGGAAUCGGCUGACGUGUCUGUGAGUUUGGAUGUGAGUGGAGGAGAGACACCUGUGUCAGAGGAAGUAUCUGUGCCUGCUCCAUCGGAAUCGGCUGACGUGUCUGUGAGUUUGGAUGUGAGUGGAGGAGAGACACCUGUGUCAGAGGAAGUAUCUGUGCCUGCUCCAUCGGAAUCGGCUGACGUGUCUGUGAGUUUGGAUGUGAGUGGAGGAGAGACACCUGUGUCAGAGGAAGUAUCUGUGCCUGCUCCAUCGGAAUCGGCUGACGUGUCUGUGAGUUUGGAUGUGAGUGGAGGAGAGACACCUGUGUCAGAGGAAGUAUCUGUGCCUGCUCCAUCGGAAUCGGCUGACGUGUCUGUGAGUUUGGAUGUGAGUGGAGGAGAGACACCUGUGUCAGAGGAAGUAUCUGUGCCUGCUCCAUCGGAAUCGGCUGACGUGUCUGUGAGUUUGGAUGUGAGUGGAGGAGAGACACCUGUGUCAGAGGAAGUAUCUGUGCCUGCUCCAUCGGAAUCGGCUGACGUGUCUGUGAGUUUGGAUGUGAGUGGAGGAGAGACACCUGUGUCAGAGGAAGUAUCUGUGCCUGCUCCAUCGGAAUCGGCUGACGUGUCUGUGAGUUUGGAUGUGAGUGGAGGAGAGACACCUGUGUCAGAGGAAGUAUCUGUGCCUGCUCCAUCGGAAUCGGCUGACGUGUCUGUGAGUUUGGAUGUGAGUGGAGGAGAGACACCUGUGUCAGAGGAAGUAUCUGUGCCUGCUCCAUCGGAAUCGGCUGACGUGUCUGUGAGUUUGGAUGUGAGUGGAGGAGAGACACCUGUGUCAGAGGAAGUAUCUGUGCCUGCUCCAUCGGAAUCGGCUGACGUGUCUGUGAGUUUGGAUGUGAGUGGAGGAGAGACACCUGUGUCAGAGGAAGUAUCUGUGCCUGCUCCAUCGGAAUCGGCUGACGUGUCUGUGAGUUUGGAUGUGAGUGGAGGAGAGACACCUGUGUCAGAGGAAGUAUCUGUGCCUGCUCCAUCGGAAUCGGCUGACGUGUCUGUGAGUUUGGAUGUGAGUGGAGGAGAGACACCUGUGUCAGAGGAAGUAUCUGUGCCUGCUCCAUCGGAAUCGGCUGACGUGUCUGUGAGUUUGGAUGUGAGUGGAGGAGAGACACCUGUGUCAGAGGAAGUAUCUGUGCCUGCUCCAUCGGAAUCGGCUGACGUGUCUGUGAGUUUGGAUGUGAGUGGAGGAGAGACACCUGUGUCAGAGGAAGUAUCUGUGCCUGCUCCAUCGGAAUCGGCUGACGUGUCUGUGAGUUUGGAUGUGAGUGGAGGAGAGACACCUGUGUCAGAGGAAGUAUCUGUGCCUGCUCCAUCGGAAUCGGCUGACGUGUCUGUGAGUUUGGAUGUGAGUGGAGGAGAGACACCUGUGUCAGAGGAAGUAUCUGUGCCUGCUCCAUCGGAAUCGGCUGACGUGUCUGUGAGUUUGGAUGUGAGUGGAGGAGAGACACCUGUGUCAGAGGAAGUAUCUGUGCCUGCUCCAUCGGAAUCGGCUGACGUGUCUGUGAGUUUGGAUGUGAGUGGAGGAGAGACACCUGUGUCAGAGGAAGUAUCUGUGCCUGCUCCAUCGGAAUCGGCUGACGUGUCUGUGAGUUUGGAUGUGAGUGGAGGAGAGACACCUGUGUCAGAGGAAGUAUCUGUGCCUGCUCCAUCGGAAUCGGCUGACGUGUCUGUGAGUUUGGAUGUGAGUGGAGGAGAGACACCUGUGUCAGAGGAAGUAUCUGUGCCUGCUCCAUCGGAAUCGGCUGACGUGUCUGUGAGUUUGGAUGUGAGUGGAGGAGAGACACCUGUGUCAGAGGAAGUAUCUGUGCCUGCUCCAUCGGAAUCGGCUGACGUGUCUGUGAGUUUGGAUGUGAGUGGAGGAGAGACACCUGUGUCAGAGGAAGUAUCUGUGCCUGCUCCAUCGGAAUCGGCUGACGUGUCUGUGAGUUUGGAUGUGAGUGGAGGAGAGACACCUGUGUCAGAGGAAGUAUCUGUGCCUGCUCCAUCGGAAUCGGCUGACGUGUCUGUGAGUUUGGAUGUGAGUGGAGGAGAGACACCUGUGUCAGAGGAAGUAUCUGUGCCUGCUCCAUCGGAAUCGGCUGACGUGUCUGUGAGUUUGGAUGUGAGUGGAGGAGAGACACCUGUGUCAGAGGAAGUAUCUGUGCCUGCUCCAUCGGAAUCGGCUGACGUGUCUGUGAGUUUGGAUGUGAGUGGAGGAGAGACACCUGUGUCAGAGGAAGUAUCUGUGCCUGCUCCAUCGGAAUCGGCUGACGUGUCUGUGAGUUUGGAUGUGAGUGGAGGAGAGACACCUGUGUCAGAGGAAGUAUCUGUGCCUGCUCCAUCGGAAUCGGCUGACGUGUCUGUGAGUUUGGAUGUGAGUGGAGGAGAGACACCUGUGUCAGAGGAAGUAUCUGUGCCUGCUCCAUCGGAAUCGGCUGACGUGUCUGUGAGUUUGGAUGUGAGUGGAGGAGAGACACCUGUGUCAGAGGAAGUAUCUGUGCCUGCUCCAUCGGAAUCGGCUGACGUGUCUGUGAGUUUGGAUGUGAGUGGAGGAGAGACACCUGUGUCAGAGGAAGUAUCUGUGCCUGCUCCAUCGGAAUCGGCUGACGUGUCUGUGAGUUUGGAUGUGAGUGGAGGAGAGACACCUGUGUCAGAGGAAGUAUCUGUGCCUGCUCCAUCGGAAUCGGCUGACGUGUCUGUGAGUUUGGAUGUGAGUGGAGGAGAGACACCUGUGUCAGAGGAAGUAUCUGUGCCUGCUCCAUCGGAAUCGGCUGACGUGUCUGUGAGUUUGGAUGUGAGUGGAGGAGAGACACCUGUGUCAGAGGAAGUAUCUGUGCCUGCUCCAUCGGAAUCGGCUGACGUGUCUGUGAGUUUGGAUGUGAGUGGAGGAGAGACACCUGUGUCAGAGGAAGUAUCUGUGCCUGCUCCAUCGGAAUCGGCUGACGUGUCUGUGAGUUUGGAUGUGAGUGGAGGAGAGACACCUGUGUCAGAGGAAGUAUCUGUGCCUGCUCCAUCGGAAUCGGCUGACGUGUCUGUGAGUUUGGAUGUGAGUGGAGGAGAGACACCUGUGUCAGAGGAAGUAUCUGUGCCUGCUCCAUCGGAAUCGGCUGACGUGUCUGUGAGUUUGGAUGUGAGUGGAGGAGAGACACCUGUGUCAGAGGAAGUAUCUGUGCCUGCUCCAUCGGAAUCGGCUGACGUGUCUGUGAGUUUGGAUGUGAGUGGAGGAGAGACACCUGUGUCAGAGGAAGUAUCUGUGCCUGCUCCAUCGGAAUCGGCUGACGUGUCUGUGAGUUUGGAUGUGAGUGGAGGAGAGACACCUGUGUCAGAGGAAGUAUCUGUGCCUGCUCCAUCGGAAUCGGCUGACGUGUCUGUGAGUUUGGAUGUGAGUGGAGGAGAGACACCUGUGUCAGAGGAAGUAUCUGUGCCUGCUCCAUCGGAAUCGGCUGACGUGUCUGUGAGUUUGGAUGUGAGUGGAGGAGAGACACCUGUGUCAGAGGAAGUAUCUGUGCCUGCUCCAUCGGAAUCGGCUGACGUGUCUGUGAGUUUGGAUGUGAGUGGAGGAGAGACACCUGUGUCAGAGGAAGUAUCUGUGCCUGCUCCAUCGGAAUCGGCUGACGUGUCUGUGAGUUUGGAUGUGAGUGGAGGAGAGACACCUGUGUCAGAGGAAGUAUCUGUGCCCGCUCCAUCGGAAUCGGCUGACGUGUCUGUGAGUUUGAAUGUGAGUGGAGGAGAGACACCUGUGUCAGAGGAAGUAUCUGUGCCUGCUCCAUCGGAAUCGGCUGACGUGUCUGUGAGUUUGGAUGUGAGUGGAGGAGAGACACCUGUGUCAGAGGAAGUAUCUGUGCCUGCUCCAUCGGAAUCGGCUGACGUGUCUGUGAGUUUGGAUGUGAGUGGAGGAGAGACACCUGUGUCAGAGGAAGUAUCUGUGCCUGCUCCAUCGGAAUCGGCUGACGUGUCUGUGAGUUUGGAUGUGAGUGGAGGAGAGACACCUGUGUCAGAGGAAGUUUCUUCGGCCUCUUCGUCUCCUUCUUGGGAUGAUACUUCUUUUGAAUAUACGGAUUCUGUCGCGUAUGUAUCUUCUUCGGUCAUUCGUUCUGAGGCAUCUUCCUCUCAGUUGGCUUUAUCUGAUAUAACUGUUCCUGUCUUCGACGAUGUUUCUUCUUCUCCCUCAAUUUUCGUUACUCCCGCUGGUGAUUUUUCUCUUUCGUCUUCUGCUUUUCCGUCAACUGUUUCGCAGUCAGUUUACUCAAGUGAGUUCCAGUCGUCUGCAUCUGUUUCCUCGAUGGGCGCUUUUCCUAUUGUGACUGCUGCUGAUGUUACUGAUCCUUCAACCGAUGUACAUCUUGCCUCCACCACUUCGUCUCCGUCGUCAAUAUAUCCUGAUGGCAUUAAUAAUAUGAAGUCAACUCAAGAUCCGUUGUCUGGUAUCCUUAAAAUUGUAGAUGAUGAAGAUUUUCAGUACAGUGAUAGUUUGCAUGUUAAUAAAAUUUCUACUGCCCCACCGGUCACUACAACUUCCAGCUAUAAUGUGAAAAACAAUAUUCGUAUGAAUAUUGUAAAUGUAGCUCAAAGCAAUAAACUUGAAUUUAAACAAGGCUUUACAAUGGGUUUUAUUUUGUUGUGUAUCCUAAUGAUCAUGUUAAUCUUAUCAGUGAUCCUGUUUCUCGUCUGGAUGCGUCAUCGACGUAGUAAAUACUCUGGAACUAUUACUUUAACACACAUUGAAGAAAAUGAUAAUGAUACGUCGACUUCAAGGUUAUCAAGACAUAAAUAUAAAACGAAAAGAAUCAAACAUGAAGCGUUUGCAACAGAAGAACAACUUGUCAACGAAGAAGACCAGAAUUCAACAUCUAGGCUGAAAGUAACACCAGCAUUACAAAAACGUCUUGAACUGCGUAGGAAACAACACGAAAGAGCUAAGUUGUUAGCUCAAGAAGCUCUACUAUCUACUGGUGAUAAUAAACCGUGUGAUUGUGGGUUCAAUUUACGAUCCGCGAGUCCUGAACAUUUAUGCUUAACAGCGAAUCCAGACAAGGAUGUUGUAUUAGUCGGCGCAUGGCGUAGACAAAGUGCUGAUAGCAGUGAUAAUGCUGGACAUUUGAAUCAUGAUGAACAACACGUUGCUGUAUAUGAUAAUGAUAGAGCAGAACGAUGCAUAAACUCUCCUUCAGUGGUCAAUGCUAAUUCAAUCGGUAACAAUGAAAUAACACAAGAUUAUUCUGAUAAAACAAUGAGGAAGCCUAGUAUAAAUUCAAAAGCAUGGAAGUAUAUAGACGAAAAUUAGUAUUACUGUAAGCUUUGAAGUAAAUUUUGCCUUCUUUCAACUAAUAAUCGCGUCAUUUUCUUAAUUGUUGAUCAUUGUUUAGUGUUAGGUAAGCCUAUUGCCUAGAUAGAUAUAACACUGUCUACUGCAAUUAAUGUUGUUUUCUGCGAAUAUACAAACAUAUGAGUUUUGAAAUUUAAGCAUUUGUAAACAGCUAAUACUUUUAUCACUCUUAUUUACUUAAGUUUGAUAAAAGUCACAUUUUCUGUUGCCUAUCGUUGAUAGUAACAUAGUAGUUUUCGUUAUUUUGCUUUUCAUGGACGAGAACGAAGUCUGAUCAAAUUUAAUUUUGCUGCCAGAUUCUUUAGUUGUUAUCGUAUGUACCUUUUUAAACAGAACAACAAUAACAAAAAAACACAACAACUAUUGAAUUGAAACUACUUCUGUUGUAUUCUAGUUAGUUCUUCACUUGCAUCAUUCAAUUUUCCAAUAUUUCAAACUUUCAAACUAGUGCCA